AUGGCAGACCCACGGACGGCGAUUCCAGUGAGUGUGUUCCGUCACGAUGAGGAAGAGCCUGAAGAUGAGGACACACUCAUGAAUAUCCCAACAAGCGGUAGAAGCAGUGCUUUGAUGGUCAAGCCACCGCCGCUUCAAGUUCCCGAGGCUGGUAGAUCACUGCAACACGAAAUCAACGACGAGAUCGUGUACCCAUGGCUACACACAAAGUCAAGCACAGUUAAUGAUACGACUGAAUCAUCUGUGAUGAUACCCACGACGCUAUAUGGAUUGGUGCACUCGGAGUCUGACCCGUGGGUCCGCGAAGGUGAGACGACUGCGCUUUUAGCUGGUAGCUUACAAGACUCGAAGAGUAACGUGCGCUGGGAAGUAAAUUCGUCGCUUGAGUAUGGCACGAACGUAGAGAUGAAGCAUCGACAUUCCAUCUUGCGCAUGAGCGCCAGCAAGACUAGUAGUAGUUGCCACGAGUUAAGGAAAAGCGCAUCUGUGGAGUUUAAAUUCGACCAUGUCCAUUUGAAGGCAGCGCAGAGUCUAUAUGCGAGCACGUCUUCCUUGGGACGUGAGCCACGACGGCUAACAGUUGAAGAGAAAGCGGAGCUGUACCGAAUUCGCCCUGAUCUCGAAAUCGGCCCAGUCCCCUUCUUUCACGAAAAAGUUGACGAGCUCAAGCGCAGGAAUCAACGCCGCAUCAUUUUUGCCAUGUUUGGCGGCAUGAUCUCGGUCGUAUUGUUGCUCGUCUUCUUCUCCAUGUGGGAGUACAACUGA
Molecule: messenger RNA, 765 nt
Organism: Peronospora farinosa
Lineage: Eukaryota; Oomycota; Peronosporomycetes; Peronosporales; Peronosporaceae
Source: the annotation of a GenBank genome assembly